Molecule: messenger RNA, 1387 nt
Organism: Drosophila suzukii
Lineage: Eukaryota; Metazoa; Arthropoda; Insecta; Diptera; Drosophilidae
Biological process (GO): DNA catabolic process
Cellular component (GO): cytoplasm
Molecular function (GO): nucleic acid binding; 3'-5'-DNA exonuclease activity
Source: RefSeq, a predicted model, not a curated record
CGUACAGUGUUGGUAAAUGUCUUAAGGUUCUUAUUGCAAGCACUAUGCACUUCAAAUAAAACGGAAUAUAUAUGCAUUUGUGUACCUAAAAACUGACGCUUGAUCAGAAGCAUAUCCGAAUGGCUCCCAUUGAAGUGGUUGUGGAUCCAUCAGAGGAUCAGCCGAAGAUCUCCACCUUCGCCGUUCUGGACCUAGAGACGACCAAUCUGCCUGCCUACAAUCAUAAUCGGGUUGGCAUUACGGAGCUGUGCAUUUACGCCUUUGAAGCCGCUCUCCUUAAGAAAAAAGAAGUGGCCCAGGAUGUGGAGGAGAAGCGGAAGCAGGAGGUGCCAGCUCCUCCGCGCGUGCUGCACAAGCUGAAUCUGCUCUUCCAGCCGUCCAUGAUGGUGCAUCCGGAGGCAGAGAGGGUUACAGGUCUGAGCAACUACCUGCUGGAGCGGGAGUCCAAGCUGGACGAGGAUGCCGCGCAACUCAUCAUCAGCUUUCUGAAGCACUUGCCAGCUCCAGUUUGCCUGGUGGCUCACAAUGGCUGGGGUUUCGAUUUCCCCAUUUUAAGGCAGGUCUUCGAUAAACUCAAUAUGGAGCUCCCCAAGUCCAUAACUUGUGUUGACUCACUACGUGCCUUCAUGGAGAUUGACGACAAGCACAAAACAGAAGCAAGUCUCUUGGAAAUCCCGCAGGAAACCCUUUUGGAAAGAAGAGCCAUUUCAGAUCUUGAAACGGAGGUCACUCCGGAUCUUGAAACGGAGGACACUCCGGAUCUUGAAACGGAAGCUAUUCCAGAAGUUGUGUCCAUUAAAGAGGACGAAACUACCUUCAAGGAGCCAGAACCGGCAAAGGAGAUCGAUUGGCGAGCCAGAAAUGAAACGACUCCAAAGCGUCCCAUUUUGACGCCCAAGGAAUCUUCUGUCAAGCGCAGGCUACUACGCGAUGGCGAUGAGGAUGAUCCGGAGCAGGAGAACCCUGCUAGGCGGAAGGCGCAAGAGUUCCGCUCUAGACGCCAGCUGUUCAGCGGUUUAAUGUGUGCCGAGAAUAAGCGCUUUCCGCCCCGCGGAGUUUACAAUCUGGGAAAUCUGUACACCACCAAGUUCCAACGAACAGCCAGCAAUGCCCACCAGGCAGAGGCUGAUGUCGCCAUGCUCACGAAGCUUAUGCAGCACUACGGCAUGGAUUUCCUCGCCUUUGCCGAGGAGCAGGCCAUUCCAUUCCAUGAAGUAGCUCCUCUUGGAUCUCCUGUCUGUAGGAGAAAGCGUGCAAUAUAACCAAUAUCAUAAGUAUUUCUGCAUGACCUUAAUUUUACUAUGUGAUGCAUUUUAUAUUUUUUAUAUAAUCCAUAUUUUUAAUGAUUCAAAAUGUGACAUUUUAGUAAAAUUAUAUUUUUAAAUCC